Messenger RNA from Adineta ricciae, 1467 nucleotides. The record is from the annotation of a GenBank genome assembly. NCBI's taxonomy places the organism in Eukaryota, Metazoa, Rotifera, Eurotatoria, Adinetida, Adinetidae.
AUGAACUCGACAUUUAAUUCGUCAUUGCCACUAUCACCACCUACUUGUUCAUUGCAAGCACGUGUAUAUUCGUCGGAAUAUCUAUUCAUUAAAUUGUUAAAUGCAACUUAUUUACGUUUACUCAUCGGUCCAGGUAUUUUGUUAAAUACACUUUGUCUGCUUGUUCUCUCUCGUCCGCGUAUAUCAAAUAAAUCUACGACUAUUGUUUUCUUACGUUUUCUCGCCGUGUUCGAUAUCCUGGCGAUUACAUUGAAAUAUGCUCGCGCAGAAAUCAACUAUCAGUCGACCGAAAAAGGCCAUGAAAUCUUCCUCUUGACUCCAUCGAUUUGCAAAACAUUGUACGUUCUUAUGAACUCCAGUAUCUCGAUCGCAAUGUGGACAAUUGCAUUAAUGAGUUUAGAUAAGGCAGUUGCUGUCACUUAUCCAUUCAAAUCUGGGAUAUGGGUCACCACUCGACGAGCUGUAUAUAUCUGUUGUUUGACAAUCAUCGUACUUUUAUUGGCUAAUCUUGCGUUUAUUAAACUAUCUGGAAUUCGAAUGUCGAAAAAUCACCGUAAAUAUUGUGGAUUAAUCGACGACUUAUUUAUUGUUGAUCUUGUCACAGCUUCGAUUCUCCCGAUCGCCACGAAUGCUUCGAAUAAUGAUCAGAUAUUUCCGAAAGCUGAUCAACGAAACUUGACAAUUAUUUCUAUUUCAGGGAUAAUCACAUUGACAAACAUUGUUAUUGCCGUUGUUCUACAUCGUGAUUCGAACGUUUCCGUCGAUUCCAAACUAUCUGAUGAAAGUCCGAGACGUGAAACCGAACCGCAACUCAACGGUUCUCGAAUAUCAGUACCCUCGUUUCGUUUUCGUAGUUCAGCUAGUUCAUCUAUUACAACAACAGAUAUAGCCGUCGCUGCUAAACGACGUGCAAGUGCUCAAGUCACGCGCAUGCUCCUAGCAGUGACAUUAUCGUUAAUCAUUUGCAAUAUUCCAAACACACUCUUCUUCUUAUUCGUUAAAGAUACAAGACAAAUACUUAAUGGACGCUUAUGUUCGAAUAUAACCGAUCAUGAAAUCACAUUAUACAAAUUUGGCUUUUAUUCAAGUGUUCUACAAGAUAUUCUGUCGGAUUUACCUCAUAUUUUCAAUUUCUUUCUCUAUUGUUUAGCUGGAAAGAAGUUUCGAAGUAUAUUUAUCAGUAAAGUGCGACAUGUCCUUUAUGAGCUUGGUUUGAUAAAAUCUAAAGAACGUCGUUUGACACAUAGUACAUGUCCAUCAAAAUCUGACUAUACAUCGGAUAGAAUGCCUCGACAAAAAUCCAAUCGUUUAUCUUCAAUAAAAUCACGGAAAAGCAUCGAACUUCUACUGAAUGGUAACACCUGUAAAACUGUGCUUAAUCGUGACAGUAGACACUUGUCCUUAUUAAGUAAUUCCGACUUCGAUACGGAUGGACAACGUGGGCGCGCCUUCACUAGUCUACAAUAA